UACCGUAGGUGUACCUCUUUCCGGGAAGUUUCCUGGAUGAUAUUCUAUUAAACACGUAGGAGCGAUCGUUUGUGAAUCAUUUGAUCUAGUCGUGUUGGACGGAUUAUAACCGGUUGUUGACAUUCAAAUUAAUUAAUAGUCUAUUGCUACCUUGAUCUCAAAUAAUGCUAUCAAUGGAAAUGGAAAAUCAAACUGUUUCGGACGGUGAUAGGCCGGAAGAGAAAUUCAUGGAUCCAGACGGGCUAAUCGCCACUCGUUUUAUCAUCAGUGGAAUUGGGAUAAUAACAAAUGCAUUCGUCAUAUUAGUUUUGCUAUACAACAAAAUUUACAAGAAAUCUCUGACGCAUUUACUGAUUUUCCAGCAAUCUGCUAUAGAUAUGGUGGCUUGUAUUAUGAUGUUGGCCUUCUUCACACCAUCAGCUCCGUCAGACGGCGGAGCAGUAUUUUUCUGUAAGAUUUUGAACAUAUUUUGGUGCGCAACUUACGCCUCAACAUAUAAUUUAGUAAUAAUAACGAUAGAGCGAUACAUAGCUGUUUUGCAUCCUAAGUUUUUUAGACGGCACUUCAGGGAUAAAAAAGGCAGAUUAGUUUUGAUACUUCCCUACAUCAUCGGCAUGCUAACUGGGAUAGAACUAUUUGUUUAUGCGGGGUAUGACGAAGUAACUGGACAUUGUACAUACUACUAUAGUGCACGUGUUUUCUGGGGUGCUGUCUUCUUUACUACCCAGUACAUUGUGCCUGUAAUUGCUAUGGCAUUCUGUUACGCCAGAAUCCUUAUAAAUCUACGCGAACGCGCAGUUCCGCAAGCUAAGACCAUAAGCAGGUCAAAUACGGACAACACACGGACUUGGCUACGCAAAGCCCAACGAAGUCUCAUCUAUACAAUUUGUUUUGUCGGUAUAGCAUUUUUUAUCACUGUUUCUCCCAACAAAAUCAUCUUUUUUCUUUAUACGGCUUGUGGUUGCUUCGAGUUCAGUGAUAUAAUCAUAAUCUACGAAUUAUCAAUUAUUUUGAAUACGAUGAAUUUAUCUAUAAAUCCAAUCAUAUACACGUUUACGUUCUACGAUUUUAAACGCGGGAUGAAAAAACUUAAGCUAGACAUUAUGAAUAAAAUGGGACAUAGCGCCGACGAAGAAAUGACUCCAACGCCCAUGAGCUCAACUAUUUAAACGGCUGAAAUAGAUUCGACUUAUGAGUGGAUAUACUCUAGUUACAGUUUGUAAUAAAGUACUUGUUUAUUCUUUUUAUCCACGGCCUUGUUUACCACCAUUCCAUAUUAUAAAGAUUAUCUUUAGAACAAAAUUCUCACAUCGGUGAAGGAGUGCAAUGGGGGAAGGGACUGCCUCUGUUACCCUCUCACUUGCGGCGCCACUGGCAGACAGAUUUUUCAAUAUUGUUUUAGUAAAAGUAUUUACUUUAGGUCUACAGAUCUUGUUUGUCAAUUAAAGAUUAUACAGUGCAUGACUAUGACGUCAGCAUAGAGUAGGCCUAUCACCCUAUUGAUUAUUUUACGUCUUAUUAACUUGUAGCUUUAAUAAUUGUAAUAAAAAUUCAAUUAGGGUUGACGUUUUCUACAUUGACACUUUUUUAUAUAAAGACCAGUAAAGUAUUUUGUAUCUUAAACGUUCUGUUUUUAUAGCCUAAUACUAGUACUUUAAUGUAUUGUUAGAGGCCUAGUUUAUUGCUCAAACGCUCAAUUAAGUUAAUUUAUUAACAGCAUCCUAUUCAAUUCAAUUCAAAUCAAUUCUGUGUAUUCUCAAUUGCAAUUGAAAGACUGUCGUAAAUCAAGGUAAUAAUAAUAAGUGUGUAAGAAUUUUACUAUAAGAUAACUGUGUGAUGUUGCAUGUAAUAUAAUUUCAUUACUACAAUUCGUCGUCAUUAAUUUUAAACUGUGUUUCUACUUGACCUUUCCAAGAUGAUUUGUUUGUUUAUCAAUACUAUUGACAUACCAACGAUACCUGCCUGCUAACAGCCGAAGCACAUUAUCACGUGAUAAUGUAUACAAUAAUAACAAUAGUAUUAUAAUAUUGAUAGUAAUAAUGAUAAUAAAAAAUAAUAAUAAAUGUAAUGAUAAUAAUAAUAAUAUAAUAAUAAUAAUAAUGAUAAUAAUAAUAAUAUAAUAAUAAUAAUGAUAAUAAUAAUAGUAAUAAUAAUACUCUAAUCUAUUUCUUUUAAUUUAAUUUUUUCUUUAUUUUGUUUCAUGCUAUGAAUAUGUAA
Anneissia japonica is the source of this 2217-nucleotide messenger RNA. RefSeq names its product somatostatin receptor type 5-like. Gene Ontology annotation, cellular component: membrane. Gene Ontology annotation, biological process: G protein-coupled receptor signaling pathway. The coding region runs from base 165 to 1169 and encodes 334 amino acids. Gene Ontology annotation, molecular function: G protein-coupled receptor activity. The transcript has 2 exons. The record is from RefSeq and is a predicted model, not a curated record. NCBI's taxonomy places the organism in Eukaryota, Metazoa, Echinodermata, Crinoidea, Comatulida, Comatulidae.